AUGUUCUACAGCCAUGAGAUUCUGACCUCACCAGAGCAUGGAGUCGCCACAGUCUGGCUAGCCGCAACUCUCGGCCCCAAGUCAACAACUCGGAAGAUAAACCGCAAGGCUAUUUUCGACGUGAAUGUACCUGGGGCGUGCAGGGUCAUUGUCAAUCCAGAAGUCCCGAUGGCAUUGCGUCUGCAGGGGAAUACGGCGUUAGCAGGGUCUUCCAUCAACAGUGUGGAUAUACCCUUCUGGAUGCACAGUCAAUGCGAGACAAGAUGGCUUCAAUGCUGCGACUCCUGCCUGGCAGCGGCUUGGAUCCGAAUGCCGGAAAAGCAAAGUGAGAAUGCCACCCUUCUCCGAGCGAACAACCAGCCGUUUGAGAGCGCCAAACCAAGUUCUCUCAUCCUCCCCUAUGACCCGACCUUCCUCCCCGAAACAGGACUUCCGGGCCUCAACUUCGACUUUUCGCUCUUCAAUUGCGCAGAUAAUGCCUCCACUCAAGGGUCAAGUCUCUGGGGAAAGUCAGCUGAAAGUCAAUCUACCUUCCUCCAAGGAAAUAAUAAGAUCCAAAUCGAAUUCCCGAUGGAAGAUGUGGGGACAGCCAAUAUUGUGGCAGGAUUCGAAGAUGAUAUCUUCUGGGGGGGCGAAGAAGGGAUUCUCCUCCAGCCUGACUUCGAGUUUGACGAAGAUGGGAAUAUCGUCGAGUUUCAUUCUAGCCGACUCUCGCCGAGAAAGAGACGGAAGAUUGCUUCGAUGCCGCGAUUGAGUGAGAAUACCCCUUCUGGAAGUUUACAUCGAAAGGAAAAAAUGAACCAAGAAGAAGAUCCAUUCCGAGACGAAGUGAUGAUGGACCUGGACUUGGAUCCGAACGUAGUGCAAACAACAAAUGUCCUUGAACUCGAGGACCAGGCCCUAAACAAUCACCAAAACCAAGCGGAACAAGAAGCAGAGACAACCUACGAUCCAACAGAGAUCUUCCGAGCCCCAUCUCGCAAGCGACCACUCCGAGAAAUUGCCCUAGACGAAAAGACAACCCUCCGAAAUGCAGACCUCGCUCGCUCAAACGAAGAGUACCUGGUAAACAUGGCCCAAGCCACCAAACAAAAGAAGUACAACAGACUGCCAACAAUUACAAAGAAGAAUGCUGCUUUCUGGGUCUAUGGCCAGGGACUGGGCUCUGUCGGUAUGGGACUGGGAGCGAAUCAUGAACCGCACCCGUUGAAUAUGUUCUCUGGGGAAAGACUGUAUAAGUCGCUCGGGGGCAUGGGACUACGCCCAGAUCCCCAGGAUGAACGAGGUACGGAAGAUGAACAAUAUCAUGCGCGUGCAUUACCACGCGAGGCUCGAGCCCAAGAUCGGGGUAUGAAUGCGGAUGUGGAUCAGCAUGAAGAUGUCGAAUUCGCACGUCAGGCUCCGUCAAGCAUACUCGAUGAUGGUUUUUCGCAAAUGCCAUGGAACAUCAGUGCCUCUUUACACUCCUCUGGUCAAGCUCAGCGGUUCGGGAGUAGGAGUAUGAGUAUCGGCGACCCCCGUUUCGAGUCGAGUACUCGGGCUGGAGUUAGUGCUGGAGUAGGGGGACGAUACAGAAUCACAAGUCCCAGUCCCCUCGCCGGAAGAAGCCAUCUUGACCCGAGUCAUUUCGAUACUGCUGGUGGAUAUAUCGAUGACGAGCUUGAGAUAACCCGGUACCUGGAAAAUGAACUUGCAUCGGACCGUGAGAACGUGAGUAUUCUAUCGAAUCCGAAUAUGCAGUCGCGUUUACGGAAAACCCGGAACAGUCUGGGUGAACAACUUCAAUAUCUACGUAAGAACCAGCGGGACCUUGCGAGUCUUGAUCGGGAGAGUUUGAAUUUCUAUGAAUUCAUUCGCGAGAAUAUGUCUGCAGCUGCACCUGUGCUCGAAGAUGGGGAUGAUGAGGGGAGUGGGAGUGGGAGUGUUAUGUUCGGCGAUAUCCUUCCGCCCUCUCAGACGACUCGAGUUGUUGCUACGCAGGCUUUUAUGAAUGUUCUCACGCUUGCGACGGAGGGGUGGCUGGUUGUUCAUCAGGAUCGACUUUCGGAUGGUGGUGGUGAUGAUUGGGGCGCGCGGUAUCGAUCUGGGGGUAUCUUUAUGCGGGUUGUUGAGGGGGAUGGUGCCGGUGUGACCUAA
Molecule: messenger RNA, 2136 nt
Organism: Penicillium cosmopolitanum
Lineage: Eukaryota; Fungi; Ascomycota; Eurotiomycetes; Eurotiales; Aspergillaceae
Product: Rad21/Rec8 N terminal domain protein
Exons: 7
Coding region: 1-2136 (711 amino acids)
Biological process (GO): mitotic sister chromatid cohesion; synaptonemal complex assembly; replication-born double-strand break repair via sister chromatid exchange
Cellular component (GO): synaptonemal complex; cohesin complex
Molecular function (GO): protein binding; chromatin binding
Source: RefSeq, a predicted model, not a curated record